CACUGAAUAAGCUUGUGCUCUUUGACCAUGAUGUGGUGGUGCAAAGGGAUCUAACUAAGUUAUGGAAUGUUGAUAUGAAGGGGAAAGUAAUUGGUGCAAUUGAAACUUGUCAUGAAGAUGAAUCUUCGUUUCGCCGAAUAGAUACGUUUGUCAACUUCUCGGAUCCAUUUGUUGCAAAGAAUUUUGAUAUCAAUGCAUGCACAUGGGCUUUUGGAAUGAAUUUGAUUGAUCUGCGACAGUGGAGGCGGAAAAAUCUGACUUCUCUUUACCAGAAAUACUUGCAAUUGGGUUCUGAGAGGCCCUUGUGGAUGGCUGGGAGUUUGCCCUUAGGUUGGGUUACCUUCUACAACCAGACGGUGGCUUUGGACAGGCGAUGGCAUAUCCUUGGGCUUGGUUAUGACUCCGAAGUGGCUCGUGCCGACAUCGAGAGAGCGGCAGUGAUACACUACGAUGGUAUUAUGAAACCGUGGUUGGAUAUUGCGAUUGGAAGAUACAAGGGUUAUUGGAACAAAUAUGUCAAGUACGAGCACCCUUAUUUGCAACAGUGCAAUAUCCAUGAAUAGUUGAAUAUCGCAGAAAUAGCAGAGGAGUAAAAAUCAAUAUAUAACAGAAAAAUUAGUUCUUUUCUUGCCUUAGGAACUGCACUUCACUUGUUCACUUAAUUCUUUCUUCUGUGCGAUUCUUCAUGUAAAGUGGAACUCGUAUUUUUUCCCCCAAAAAAAUUUUCUGGGCAUAAUAUUCUAGGAGCUGAGUCAAAUUUUAGCAAUAAAUUGAUACUAAAAUAAUUGUCCU
Messenger RNA from Morus notabilis, 792 nucleotides. Its product is annotated as probable galacturonosyltransferase 6. Lineage: Eukaryota; Viridiplantae; Streptophyta; Magnoliopsida; Rosales; Moraceae. The coding region runs from base 75 to 563 and encodes 162 amino acids. Gene Ontology annotation, molecular function: polygalacturonate 4-alpha-galacturonosyltransferase activity. The record is from RefSeq and is a predicted model, not a curated record. The transcript has 2 exons.